Molecule: messenger RNA, 1571 nt
Organism: Mauremys reevesii (Reeves's turtle)
Lineage: Eukaryota; Metazoa; Chordata; Testudines; Geoemydidae
Gene: YIPF4
Product: Yip1 domain family member 4
Exons: 6
Coding region: 171-926 (251 amino acids)
Biological process (GO): vesicle fusion with Golgi apparatus; endoplasmic reticulum to Golgi vesicle-mediated transport
Cellular component (GO): trans-Golgi network; membrane
Source: RefSeq, a predicted model, not a curated record
ACAGCCAAUCGGAAGGGCAGUGGCAUUGUUGUUGUGCUGUCACAGAGGGUUGCGCCGUGGAGCAGCUGGCCCGGCCCGCUGCCGCCGCGGAGUGAGAGUCUUGGCGAGGCCCGAGGCCCGCGCCCCUUCCUCUCGGUCGCGCCUUCGCCGGCCCCGCAGCGGGCGGGGCGAUGCAGCCCCCGGGCCCCCAGCAGCCGCCCCUCUACGCGCCCAGCAACGGGGACUUCACCUUCGUCUCCUCGGCCGAGGCGGAAGAUCUUAGUGGCUCUAUAGCAUCUCCAGAUGUUAAGCUAAAUCUUGGAGGAGGAGGAGGAGGGGGAGAGUUCAUCAAAGAAUCUACUGCAACAACAUUUUUGAGACAGAGAGGAUAUGGCUGGCUUCUGGAAGUAGAAGAUGAUGAUCCAGAAGAUAACAAGCCACUUCUGGAGGAACUGGACAUUGAUCUGAAGGAUAUUUACUACAAAAUUCGAUGCGUGUUGAUGCCUAUGCCAUCUCUUGGGUUUAAUAGACAGGUAGUGAGAGAUAACCCUGAUUUUUGGGGCCCUCUGGCAGUUGUCCUCUUCUUCUCCAUGGUUUCAUUAUAUGGACAGUUCAAGGUGGUUUCUUGGAUUAUAACUAUAUGGAUAUUUGGAUCCUUGACAAUUUUUUUAUUGGCCAGGGUUCUUGGAGGAGAAGUUGCAUAUGGGCAAGUUCUUGGUGUGAUAGGAUAUUCUCUACUUCCACUCAUUGUAAUAGCACCUGUCCUCUUGGUGGUUGGAUCAUUUGAAGUUGUAUCUACACUAAUAAAACUGUUUGGAGUCUUUUGGGCUGCAUACAGUGCUGCUUCAUUACUAGUUGGAGAAGAAUUUAAGACUAAGAAGCCCCUUCUGAUUUAUCCAAUCUUUUUAUUAUACAUCUACUUCUUGUCCUUAUACACUGGGGUGUGACCUGAAGUGUUGGAUGUGGCCAGAAACAAUAUUUUAUUCACAUGCAGACUGGUAAAACAUAAGAUUAAGGAGGCUGGAGAAAAUAGGAGUGACUGUUUUGUAUCCAGUUGUUGAAAAGUUUUAAGACCUAAACACACAUUUGUGUAUAUUAUUUAAUUAAGCAAUUAUAGCUAUGUGGAUUUGUAUCAGAGUUCUAGGUUUAAGAUUCUUUAGAUUUUCAUGAAAUAAUAUAAGAACUUUGUGUUUUAUAAGAUUGUGUAGCAAAAAUACAGCUUGAUACCUGUGCCAUAAGCACCAGGACCAGAUUACUAUAUUACAUUGAAUGGGAAUAUGAAAAAAUAUUGGUAAUGGUCUCAAAGUGCAAUUUUUAUUUUCAGUUAAACAUAGCUGGCUUUUUUGGCACAGCAAAUUCUGUAUAUAUUUAUGAAACAGUCCUGAUGGUUCACCGAAUAGGCUCUAUAAUUGAGACAUGAAGAUAUUAGUAUUUUUUAUGUUAAAGCCCCAGAUUUCUUUGAUUUGGCGUUUGAGAUUUUAUAAAUUCUAAUUUAAUUUGGGGAAAAAAAGUGUACAUGUGUAUUUUGUAUCUAUUGCUUGUGUGUAGCAGAUAUACUCCUUGUUUAAGGACAUACAUUGGGUUUUCAACAC